This is a messenger RNA of Neospora caninum, 462 nucleotides long. RefSeq lists its product as hypothetical. The transcript has 2 exons. The record is from RefSeq and is a predicted model, not a curated record. Bases 1 to 462 code for a protein of 153 amino acids. NCBI's taxonomy places the organism in Eukaryota, Apicomplexa, Conoidasida, Eucoccidiorida, Sarcocystidae.
AUGGGAGGCGCCGACGCCGAGAGUUGCGAUACGACAGGCGAGGAAGUAUCCGAAGGAAAUCGGCAUAUCCACACGUUCCUCUCCGCUGACCGAGAAGACGAAGACGAAAGAGAGGAAGAGGACGAAAAAGAGGAAGUUGAAGAGGAAGAAGAGGAAGUCGACGACGAAGAGGAAGAAGAAGAAGUUGAGGACGAAGAAGAGGAAGUUGAAGAGGAAGAAGACGAAGAAGACGAAGAAGAGGAAGGUGACGACGACGGAGAGGAAGGAGAGAGUAGAACGUGGCACGACGAAACUGAAGAGGGCGAAGACGGAAACGAAGAGACGUGGUUUCGCGUGUCCGCCGAGGGGUGUUCUUGCGAGGACAAGGGUAUCUGUUGUGGAGCGGAGUUGGAGACAGAGAGAGGCGAGCGAGAGACAAGAUCAGCUGGAGGCGACAGCGAAGAGGCCGUCGUCGAAUCUUGA